Naegleria gruberi is the source of this 3912-nucleotide messenger RNA. RefSeq lists its product as uncharacterized. The record is from RefSeq and is a predicted model, not a curated record. Gene Ontology annotation, molecular function: protein binding. NCBI's taxonomy places the organism in Eukaryota, Heterolobosea, Eutetramitea, Acrasida, Naegleriidae. The transcript has a single exon. Bases 1 to 3912 code for a protein of 1303 amino acids.
AUGAGGAAUAAUGCCCUGUCGCCCACUUCAUGUAAUUCAUCUGUUGGAGGAAUGUCAACAACUCCAUCCACACCACGAAGUUCAAACAAUAUCACACCAAGAAGCUCCAAUGAUACAUCCAGUCUCAAUACUCUAACUUCACCACAUGAAGAUUCGAAUAAUAAUGGGAAACUACUUUCUGGGAAAAUGUUCAAGCAUUUGGCAAACUAUUUGAAUCAUGUCCAAACGAAGAAACAACAAAUUCAUGAAACUAUGGAACGAGAGGCAAAAUUACACAACAAUAGACUAGGAUAUGCCAGUAAUUAUCCAACUCCAUCGACACCUUCGGCAGAAAGACUUGUAUCUCCUACAAGUGGUUUACACGAUUUGCAAUCACCACUACAACCACAACGAAACAAUCAGGGCUGGGACAAUGAUAUUGUCUGUACUCCAAAACCCAGCAAUGGUGGAGCAAUAGAUUAUGCAAUGAAAACUCCAUCCACCCCUUCCUCACUGUCAGGUAAUAAUGUUGCCAUUAUUAAUGGUAGAAGAGUGCCUGUGAAUUUUAACACUUCAUCCUCUCAAUUGUUAAAUCAGAAAUCUCAAUCUUUCUAUCAUGUAUCAACUCCAUCCUCAUCCUCCAAAACCACUAAUGUAACCUCUCCAAAUAGUUCAGCACCUCUCAAUAAUGAUAACAAUUAUCAAAUUGGUAAUAAUAUUCAAAAAGCAACAAAUCCACCACCAACUAAUUCCUCCAAUGUAUCAUCACCAACUCAAAAUAAUUCCUCUAAUCUUACAACAAGCCCUCCUUCUUCCAACAUUCAUAGAGUGUCUUCCCCAAUCAAUGAUCAUAAUAAUUCAUUUUCUCAUAUCAAUUUAACUGCCUCACCAACUCUGUCACCUGUAAAGAUAUCAGUAUUUAAUGAUAAUAUAGUGGCUCCAACUUCAACCAUUAAUACUACUAAUAAUAGCCCAACACCUCUAUCAGCAGUUUCAGUGAUAACAGAUAAUUCUCAUUCAUACCCUACAUCACCAGCACAUAACAAACCACAACAUCAUAGAGUAAAUAGUAAUCCAACAACAGAUCACCCCCCAUCUCAUUCAGAAAAGGGAAAGUAUCCACUCAAUUUGAAUUUUAAAAAUUCUAUGGAUGAAUCUGAUCCUUUCCAUCAUGAUGGAAUGAUUUCUGUUAGAUCGAUAUCAAGUGUGACAAGUUAUAAUGAUCACGAUUUACUGACACCUCGUAUUGAUAUUGGAGCAGUUUAUGGAGCAAUAGUUGGAGUUGGGACCUCAAUUACAAAUCACAUCAAUGAGCAGGGAAACAAAACAGCCAGAAGAAGGAAUACCAAACAAAGAGCUGCCCAAGGAAAGAGAAGAAGCAAUUCAAUGGCAGCUUCAUCAUUUUCACAUCACCAAGAUUUUGUUGUCGAUAUCAAACAUCACAUUAGUGAUAGUGUUGCAGCAAGUGCUACCAAUUAUUCUAUCAAUCCAAUAAGCCCAAUACCUGCAGUGGAUAAUAAUGGAUUGGCCUUCUCUCCUCAAAAGAAACCUGUGCCUACUCUAGAAGCUUCAAAACCAGCAACAGAUCUCUUAGUAGAACACCUCAAAUCACCUCACACUCCAACUAAACUCAUGUUUGGAAGAGGUUCCUCCACCAAUUCUCCAAUUCAUAUCAAGGCAGCCUCCUCUUCCAAUUUAUUGAGUUUUUCUAAUCAGGUAGCAGCCUCUGCUCUAAAAGAUCCAUCAACACCAACAAAGGGAGCUGCACCAAUAAGCGUGAGUACUCCUCUGAAACAAGUUGGAUCAUCUCUAUCAUUUUACAUUCCCAAGCUGACUCCACUUUCAGAAGUAGCUAAGAACUCUAACAUUAUCAUUCAUGCUACUAAGAGUGGUUGUGUUGCAUUGUUGGAGUGCGUUCUCGAUGAUACAAAUGUGAACAAUAUAAGAGAUAAUCAUAAUGGUAAUUCAUUACUUCAGAUAGCAAUUCAAUAUAAUCAAGUUGAGGUUGUUGCACUGAUGUUGAGCAAGUUUGACAUUAAUCUCAAUUACACAAACAAGAUUGAAGGAACAGCUCUUCAUGUAGCAGCCACAAAAGGAAAUUGUGAUGUUUUGACAAUGCUCUUGACGGCUCUCUCCAAAACAGGUGUUAAAAAGUUGGACUGGGCCAGAAAGGACACCUAUGGUAAUGCAGCUAUUCACUUGGCUGCAGAUGCUAGAGAUUACAAAUCCAUAGAAACAAUGAUCUUGUUGGGGGUUUCACCUACCCUCAAGAAGAGAGAUUCUGGAGUCACAUCACUUCAUAUUGCAGCAUCAAAAGGAUAUCCAGAAAUUGUGAAAUUAUUAAUUGAUUUCUAUACAGAGCCAAUUACUUUUGCCAAUAUGAGAGAUGAUAAUGGUCUAACUGCUCUAAUGAGAAGUGUUCUUUCUGUGCAUUACAAUGACAAGAUGGAGACUGAUGAGUUCUUGGAGAGAUAUCAACCUUCCUAUUAUCCAAAUUCACCAUUGGGAUCACUGGAAAAAUUCAUUAGAACCAACUCUAGAAAUUGGAAUAAGGAUUUAACUGAUGCUGAAAGAAAGAAUUAUAUGAGAGUGUGGUUAUACCUCUUGAAUGAAAUUGAUUAUAAGGCAUGUUGUACUGUCAAGACUAUUGCUCAUGGAUUGAACUUGUUCCAUCUGGCAGCCAUGUCCAAUAAUGUUGUAUUCUUACAUUUAUGUGCCCUCUCACUGCCAGAAGAUCUCUAUCAGAAAUUAUUUUACGAACCAGACAAGUAUGAGGGAUUCACUCCACUCCACUUGGCAUGUUGGUUUAAUAAUUCGAAUGUUGUAGAGCUAUUCCUCUCAGUUGCCACUGAGAAUCAAGAUGAUAUUCAACAAAAGAGAAGAACUCUGGUUCCUUUCAGAAGACAUACUGAUUGUUCAGCUACGGAUGUUUCAGAUUUGGGAUUGACAGCUGUUUCAAAGCAAAUGUCCUCAAGUGACUCUGACAUUAAUACUACAGUCUUUCCUUCUAAUGCCAAACUUGCUUUCCAACUUGGUGGAACAUCUACAUCAUUACAAGAUAGUGGCAGAGUGAAUAUUCCACAGUUGAAAGUUUCAUUAAUUGAAAAGAAAAUUUCGCCACAACCAAGUCCUCAACAAAGCCCAGGUACUGCCAGAUUCAAAAAAGGAUUUGAAAAACUCUCCAACCUCAUCAAAACUCCAAGAAGAUCUCAAAGUGCUACUACACCUGAAGAUCAACAAACUCCAAGGGAUUCAGAGCCGAGAUCUGGUAGAUUUUUCAGAAGGAGAAGACCAACCAUCAAUGAAAGCAGUGAAGAGGAUCAAGCACAUCAUGAAAAUAGUUCAUUUAUUUUGAAGGAGAGAAGACUAGAUCCAAGACAUUACAGAUAUUCAAUUGAGAAAACUAAUUUAUAUGGAGAGACAGCACUCUAUGUAGCAAUACAAAGAUUGAAAGAUUUACUAAUUGAAGAACAAGAUAUUCGUGAUCCACUACUUCAAAAGAAGAUUUUGGAAGCAAAGAAGAAGAAUCAACAAGAAAUUACAAGAACUUCACAAAAUUUAACAAGAAUUGAUGCUACUGCCAAUAAUCCACUAGCUAUUUCCACAGCAUCUAUUUAUUCUUCUCCUUCUUCAACUGAGAAGAGUACAUCCAAGUUUUUGAGUAUGAGAAGAUUGAGCAGUGUUCAUUACAAUAUGGAAAAAUAUUGGGAAUCAUUUGCUGAGAGACUUUCUUCUAUGGACAGCAUUGUUCAUUUGUUAAUCAUUUCCAAGAGUUCUCUCAAGGCGAAAAGUACGAGAAAUAAGGAUGUUUCAAUCCACCAUCUAGUUCAAAAGGUAAUUGAUGAAUGUGACAAGCUUCCUGAUGAAGGAACAAAACUUUCUUCAAUGCACACCAAUAUUUCCAUCAAAUAUUCUCUUUUUCUGAGUAAAUAA